GAAGGGGUCUGGUUUUAGGUGGCGAUCUUUGAUAUUGCAAUUAGGCACCUAGGCCUGACAGUCACGGUCCGAAAUGUUUCUUUCCAGGAUUCUGGUUGUCGUUUUUAUAGCCGUACUCGUCUUUUCCUCUCCUGCGGAGGGUUGUCGACGACGACGUCGGCGGAGAACGUAUGUACCACCACCAGAUUAUCCACCGAGAUUCACAAGUUGCCGCGGUUAUUAUUACACUACAACUGCGGUUUGGGGGCGUCGAGUCUAUUAUUCGACACCAACAGCAACUGAUGACAGACGCGGCUGGGUUGUCUGGCGCACAUCAGGGUUACCCUCAGGAAGCUAUUUCCCUGAAGGGAGUAGUCGAGUUUACUAUGCAGUUAGAGACACCAGAGGACAGAGAGCCUACUGCAACUUUCUCGUCACUAUAAGAGUUUACCGCUGUCCUGCUGUUCCACCCAGCCCUUAUCAGUGGCAUUCCUGUUCCAACAACAAUCUAAUCGGCUCGGAGUGUACCUUUAACUGUUACCCAGGAUACAGUAUUAGUGGAUCAACAACCUCAAAAUGCCAUGGUUAUGGCUACUGGUCUCCCAAAUUUCCAACAUGCCAAGUGAAAACCUGUAGUCCGGCUCUCCAAAAUAUUCCCCAUGGGGGAGUUACCUGCACCAACUCUAACCACUACAACAGCAUGUGCACGUACCAAUGCAGCAUCGGCUAUGGAUUCCCUUCUGGGUCAACUACAUCGCGAAUAUGUGGAGAGGCUUGGUCUGGAACAACUCCAACAUGUGUUGAUAUCCAAGCACCAACUUUCAGCUUUUGCCCAGUCAGUUUCUCAAGAACGGCAGAUGAUGCACAGACCAGUGCAAUCGUCGCUUGGUCAACACCUACAGCUACUGAUAAUGUCCCUGGUGGUCUAACGGUAUCUCAGAUUGUAGGGUCACCAUCUGGGAGCCAACUGAGUCAAGGGCUCUAUAGUAUCAAAUAUCAAGCAACUGACGGACGGGGAAAUGUUGGAUAUUGCAGCUUCACUGUCACUGUUAUAGUGAUAACUUGCGGUGGUUUAACUCAUUCAGAAGGAUUGUUGAUCACAUGCCCCAAUAAUCACAUCAAGGGAGCAUCAUGCACAUUUGUGUGUGCUUUAGGGUACGAGUUAGUUGGUAACACCAUAACGUGUCAGUCUGAUGGUACAUGGAGCCCAUCUCAACCCCACUGCCAAAUUUUGACAUGUCCAACCCUUGACCCGCCUACCAAUGGUGACUUUCAAAAUGGCAGCUCUUGUAGCAACACCUAUGCCUCGUGGUGUUAUUUUGAGUGUGAUACCGGCUUUAGCAUCACUGGUAGUUCCGCUAGACAUUGUAUGGUGCAGGGUGUGGAUCAGAGUGAUGCAACCUGGAGUGGAACUUCAACCGGAUGCCAACCCUCUACCUGUCCGAUACCCUCAAGCACUGUGUUAAACCCGGAGGAGUCCAACACCUGCCCUGCAGUGAACCCAUUACCCUACAACAGCACAUGUAGCUUCAAUUGCCCUGAAGGGUACACUAUUCAAGGUGGAUCAUCUUCAACCUGUGGGGUUGAGAAUCAGUGGGAGCAAACCCUACCCCAAUGUCAAGAGAUCACGUGUUACAACAGUGAUUUGCCAGUCCCAAAUAAUGGCGCGAAGAGCGGCUGUUCUGGAGACUAUGAACCGUAUGGUACCACGUGUACACUGUCUUGUAAUCGUGGUUACUCUCCAACAUCAGAAGUACAGAGAACUUGUCAGAGUAAUGGGGUCGGCGGAGUCUGGUCGGGUGGAACCAUUUCGUGCACAGCUGUGGUUUGCCCGCCACUUUCCAUGCCUGCCAAUGGCAUUGUUUCUCUCUGUGUACGUAAUGGACAAGAUAGACUUACAACUGGAACCCAAUUGUUUGACACAACAUGUACUUUUGUAUGCAAUGAAGGCUACACUCUCUUUGGUACAGGAAGUCGCAAUUGUCUUGUGUCAGGAAUAUGGGAUGGUAGUAGUGUACAAUGCAAUGAUGAGACACCUCCCUUAGUGCAGUGCCCAGUGAACCAAGUCAUCUUUGCUGGGAUUGGUCAGAUCAUGGUGUCAUUGUCAUGGUCAUGGGAACCUGUGACGGGGACUGACGCUGGUCAAACCAUCUUCGCCAGCCUGCACACCUUCAACUCAGAUCCUGUCAGUGGGACAAGGCCUACUAAAUUGAUUGAAGGCACACAUUCAUUGGUCUAUGUAGCCACAGACAGUGCAGGCAAUUCAGGGUUUUGCUCUAUGCAAGUUGAGGCUAAAGUGACCAGAUGUUAUGGUUUAAGUACUCCAGAAAAUGGCAUGAUUGAGCUUGUGUCAGGACAUGGUUCCUGUAUUGAGAGCGCUGUUUAUGGCUCCAGGUGUGCGGUCAGUUGUGAGGCUGGCCACACUUUGUCAACAGAGGGCACUACAUUGGUUAGACAGUGCGACCGUCUGAGUGAGCAGAGUACUGUGGGUUUUUGGACCCAGAAUCCACCGUCAUGUAAUGUAAAUUUAUGCAGCUUUCCGAAUAUAUCCAAUGGCUACAUUGCGGGUUGCAAUGGUGAUAGUGCUUCAUAUGAAGAUUCCUGUGAGUUUCGUUGUGACCCGGGUCAAAAGACAUCUAGUGGUCAAACCUUUCGAGUCCGUCAGUGUCAAGCAGACACCUCUUGGAGUGGGUCGGACUUUCAAUGUACAGUGACAGUGACAUGUCCAGGUCCCUUCUCGAUCACCCAUGGAUCCAUAGGGCCAGCUACCUGCAGCCAGGCCUCGAUGCUACCAUACAACACUGAGUGUCUCUUCAGCUGUAAUAAUGGCUUCAUUCAACAGGGUCCUUCAAGCAAGACAUGCACAGAUGAUGGAUCAUGGGAUAACCCUCAGACCACGCUGUGUAUCGACCAACAGAAACCCAGUUUUGAAGACAGUUGUCCGGUGUGGAUCACAGUAACAAGUGCCUUUGGCUCAACAUUUCAAGUGGUUGAUUUUGAUGUGCCGACUGCCACUGAUAACUCUGCCAAUGUUACUGUCAGAAGGCAAAGCGGACAUACGGCUCCAGGAAGUGUGUUCCCUGAAGGAAGAACAACUGUUACUUACAUCGCUACAGACCCGACUGGUAACUCUCAACUCUGUGAUGUCUUCAUUACGGUUGAAGUUUAUCGCUGUGGAAGACUAGAGGCCCCAGGAUCAGGCAGUGUGUUAUGCAACCAUACAGCUCACAUCGUUGGCACUCAGUGCGUGCUGGAAUGUAACACUGGCUACACCAUGGGUGGAUCAGAUAUUAGAACAUGUCAACUUAAUGGUGACAACACUCCGUACUGGGAUGGACAAAAUACAGUAUGCACAAUUUUGUCCUGUCCAUCACAAGCCAUUCCUGCCAACGCCUUUAAGUCUGGCUGUAGCAACUCUCCUGAUGCUUUUGAGACUUACGGCACCGAGUGUUCCUUCCACUGCAUGUUAGGUUACAAGGAAGAAACCAGCGACGGUGGCCGAUCACGCUGCCUGGAAGAUGGCACAUGGUCAGGAACAGAUCUUGUGUGCACCGAGACUCAGUGUCCGAUUCUUAGUCCAUCUUCAGGAGUGACUCUGAUUCCCACGUCCUGCUUCAGUCAGGCAGUGUAUGGAGAUAACUGCCUCUUGUCAUGCGUUAAGUCUGGGUUCAAGGUUGUGUCUCCUGGCUCUGACCAUGUGACGUGUUUUGGCAAUGGACAGUGGUCACAGAAUAUCUCAAGCGUCCAGUGUGUUGAUGACCAAGACCCUCAGUUUACAAAUUGUCCUGCGCCACAGACUUUCUAUGCCUUGAAUGGCUCCUCCUCGGCUGAGGUGACCUGGUCCAUCUGUGCUACGGACAACGAUGACCUUCCUCCUACAAUUACCUGUGACGCAGUGUCAGGGGACCAGUUUGUUAUUGGUCUCCACUGGGUGGUGUGUACAGCACAAGAUGCUGCUGGUAACACUGCAGGAUGUAACUUCAACUUUGAUGUCCAGCAGCGUAGAUGUCCGUUUCUUUCCCCUCCACAUUUUGGUGAUUUUGUGGGGGAUUGUAGCAUCGUCCAUGGCAGUGUGUGUCAGAUCCAUUGCCUUGAUGGAUAUGUACUCCAAGGUUCGGAUCAAGCUACUUGCGAAUUCGACGGUUCAAAUACCUACUGGCAAAGAGACGAAACACCAAGCUGUAACUUUGUCACAUGUGAUGCCUUGUCACUUCCAUCUGAUGUUCAAGUCAAUCCAGCAUAUUGUGCGUAUAGCCGUCUGACGAUCGGUUCCAGGUGUAGCUUCUCUUGUUUGAACGGUCUCAGCCUCUCUAACAAUGUUUCAUCGGUGGUUUGUGAGGACGACGGGACAUGGAGUGCUGAGAUGAGUGACUUGCCAACACACUGUGAAGAUGGUAUUGCUCCUACCUUAUCAGUCUGCCCGGGUCCCACUCAGGCUACUCUAGAAAAUGAAAAUACAGUGUCUGUGACUUUUGACGUCCCAACUGCAACUGACAACCUCCCAUCUAGUGCCCUGACUCUGGUGACAUACCCUGCUGAUGUAACUUCCCCUUACCUGUUUAACGAAACAACAGAUGUGACUUAUACCUUCACUGACCAGGCUGGUAACUCCGCUACAUGUGUUUUUAGAGUUAGUAUAUCCGAUGAGUUUGAACCGAGGAUAGUUUUCUGCCCAUCAGCUGGUUACGACAUCACUGGCCCACAGCAGACUGAGGUCACAUGGCAGACGCCAGUCUUUGAGGAUUUAAGAGGGGAUCAUUUACAAAUCACACAAUCCCGGGGGACCGGGAACUCUGACAGGUUCUCUUGGGGGACGCAUAAUGUGGUGUAUACAGCAAGUGAUAUCGACAACGGUCAGAUGGCGGUUUGUGAAUUCACCAUUACUCUCAACCCUGUGGAGUGUUCCCCACUGGAUGCACCUCAGAAUGGGGCCUUGGCUUGUGAUCUUUGGCAAUACGGUAAAUUCUGCACAAUGUUAUGUAAUGCCAACUUUGACAUACCUUACGUUCGUCGUGGGGUGAAGGUAGAAAAACAAUAUGUUUGUGGUUCAUCUGGGAUGUGGACACCUAGCUCAGAAGUUCCAGAUUGUUCAGAAUCAAGGGGAUCCGUAACAGCAAACUUACCCUCUGAGGUACUGUAUUUUUCGGGUGAUUGUUCAAGUCAAUCAACACGGGAUAGCAUAGCACAGGCUUUUAUUGACCUCUUACUGGAUUCUAGCUAUGAUGAGGUAUGUACUAUGACUGAUCAGUGCACCAUAGGUAAUGUGGAAGUCACAUGUGGUGCAUCAAGACGACGGAGGCGCAGUUACCAGGAAGAUGGGUACCAACAACAGAGACAUCUGCAGCGGUCAGAGGCGAAAGGGUCAAAGCAGAGUUCAAUGGAGUUGCAACUCAGCAAGCCAGAUGAACAAGCUCAUAGAAAGCAGCGCCGAGAAGCUCUUACCUCUGAAGUUUUCAUCUAUUUUGAAGUCGGUAUUAACAUCCAGCAUUCUGAAGGAGUGGACAGUUUUGAUGCAACGAUUGAUGCCGAAGAUAAGAUGAUAAUGGUUGUAGACAGUUUGUCCACUAAGCUAGAUGACGGCACACUACCUCUUGUGGUACCUGAGGUAGAGAUGCAAUACGAUGCCUCUACUUACGGCUUGGCAGAGAUUGACUGUGAACCAGGUUACAUUGCAGACAAUGACAACUAUGUGUGCGUUGCGUGUACCACUGGUUACAUGUUCAACAACUUGACCAACGAAUGCCAGUCCUGUCCCAGAGGGUGUUAUCAGGAUCAGCAGGCUCAGCUUUCAUGCUUUGAUUGCCCCCCUGGUACUACAACAGCCACUUCUGGAGCCAACAAUGAGACAUUGUGUAAAGAGUCGUGCCCAGUUGGUCAGUACUCUGACACUGGUACCAUCCCUUGCUUCAAAUGUGCUUUCGGAGAAUUCCAACCGGAGCCUGGCCAGACGUCAUGUCUACCAUGCCCAGAUGGCACAACCUGUCAGGACUAUGGUUCUCAGUCCAUUGAUCAGUGUCUAGAAAUAUGCAGCCCAGGCAGUGUGUCCGACACAGGCUUUUUUCCAUGUACCCUGUGUGAGCGUCGUAGCUACCAGCCUAACAGCCAGCAACGACACUGCUUACUGUGCCCAGGAAGCAACACAACAAUCAAUAAUGGGUCUACCAGCUUGGAGCAAUGUGUUUAUAUUGAUGAGUGUAAGAGCUCUCCAUGCAGUGAUGAAUCAACCUGUAUUGACUUGAUAGACGGCUUCAGGUGUGACUGUCAACCAGGCUAUGAAGGAGACCGUUGUCAGUUUGAUAUUGAUGAAUGUUUACAUCACAGAUGUGCCAAUAAUGCAACCUGCGAUAAUCAAAUCAAUCACUACCAGUGUCUUUGUGUCACCGGAUUUCAAGGUGAAUUCUGUGAUGAGAACAUUGAUGAGUGUGACUCUUCACCCUGUCUGAAUGAUGGUGUGUGUCUCGAUCAGGUCAAUUGGUACGGCUGCCAAUGUACAUCCAAUUACACUGGUAUCAACUGUGAAAUCCCUAGCUGUAUUCCAAACCCAUGCGAGAACGGUGGGUACUGUCGAGCUGAAGGUGGUGAUUAUGUAUGCCUUUGUGCUCCUGGAUACAAUGGUAUUAACUGCUCCAUUUCUAUCAAUGAAUGUGACAGCAGCCCCUGUCAGAAUGGAGGAACAUGUCGUGAUCUACUCAACGCCUUCAGCUGCGAAUGCCCUGCUGGAUUUAACGGAACCCGCUGUGAAAUUGAUGUGGACCUGUGUGCCAGUUCACCGUGUCACGAGGCAUCAACCUGUGUGGAUCAAGUCUCAGUAUUCCGCUGUGUGUGUCCAGCAGAUAGGGCCGGGGAUCUUUGCUACAAGGUCAGGACGGCAUGUGACGAUGCCCCGUGUCAGAAUAAUGCCACUUGUGUCUCAAGUGAGCUUAAUGAAUAUAACUGUGCAUGUGUUGCAGGCUAUUCCGGGCUGAACUGUGAGGUGGAUUUCAGUGAAUGUGCAUCAGCUCCUUGCUCUAAUGGAGGAACGUGCAGUGAACCUGAACUUAACUCAUUCAUGUGUGACUGUCUACCAGGCUUUCAAGGAGACACCUGCACUCUUGACAUUGAUGAGUGUUCGUCCAAUCCCUGUGGAGCCAUGAAUACAUGUGAAGAUGAAAUCAAUGGCUACUUCUGCCAAUGUGAAGUGGGUUUAACCGGUGAUCAUUGUGAGGAGACCAUUGACUACUGUGCGGAGCUUUCACUGUGUAUGAAUGGUGCAACGUGCAGUAAUACCGGCACUGGGUACCAGUGUUCAUGCAUACCAGGAUACAUCGGAUUGAAUUGUGAGUUGGAUAUUGAUGAGUGUGUUUCAAGGCCAUGUCAGCAUAGUGGAGCUUGUAUAGAUCAAGUCAAUGGUUACUUAUGUGACUGUGUAGAAGGUUUCACUGGAUCGCACUGUGAUAUGAACAUAGAUGACUGUUAUCCAGGUUUGUGUGAGAAUAAUGGAACCUGCUUUGAUGGUAUUGCUUCUUACACAUGUGAAUGCUCUGCUGGUUUCACUGGUACACACUGCGAAGAACCGAUUGAUUACUGCGAUGGGAAUCCAUGCCAGAACGGUGGUGUAUGUCUGAGUCAACACCUCGGCUACAGUUGCAUGUGCCUAGAAGGUUAUAUCGGCCAGAACUGUGAAGAAAACUUUGACGAAUGUUCAUCAUACCCUUGCAUAUACGCAUCAUCCUGCGAAGAUGAUGUCAACGACUAUGUCUGUAUCUGUGAGGCGGGUUAUGACGGCGUCAACUGCGAGCAUGAAAUUGAUGAAUGUGACAGCGAUCCAUGUAUGAAUGAUGGGAGAUGUUGGGAUUACAUUAAUCAGUUUGUGUGCCGGUGUCUGGAAGGGUUCACCGGUACACUCUGUGACGACAACAUCGAUGAUUGUCUGGAAGAGCCUUGUUUUAAUGGAGGAAGCUGUCUUGAUGAGACUAACUCCUUCAGCUGUGUCUGCAGCGAAGGAUUCACAGGUGAUUUGUGCGAUGUCAACAUUGAUGAGUGUGAGUCUACUCCAUGUAUGAACGGUGCGGCAUGCCAAGAUGGUCUCAGUGCGUACGAGUGUGAAUGCCUACCUGGAUAUAGCGGGGAUGAUUGUGACGUGAACAUCAAUGAAUGUCUGCUAAACAAUGCUGACUGUAUGCACGGAGGCAGCUGUAUUGAAAAGGUAGCUGACUUUGAAUGUUCGUGCCAUGCUGGCUACAGAGGGCGCUUUUGUGACGAGGAAAUCAACGAGUGCGAUUCUGACCCUUGUGAGAAUGGAGGUAGUUGUACAGAUGAAGAAGCUAAGUUCUCUUGUGAUUGCGCCAAAGGAUUCACUGGUGCACGGUGUGAAAUCAAGGUUGAUUUGUGUGUUGAGGUACCAUGCAGUAAUGGAGCUACCUGCACAUCAAGGCCUGGUGCCUUCAGCUGUUCAUGCCCUCCAGGCUUCAGUGGUGAUUUAUGUGACACUGAUGUUAAUGAGUGCGUGAGUCAACCAUGUCUAUAUCAAGCUACAUGUGAAGAUAGAAUCAAUGGAUAUCAGUGUGUCUGUCUGCCAGGCUAUACCGGGGUUCAUUGUGAAACAAAGUUAUCAGCAGACUUUGACCUCAAGUUUUUCAACACAUCAAAAGCUGACUUGGUACGUGUCACCAACUUGACGUCAUAUGAACUAUCCGAUCUCUCAGCCUCAUUAUGGAUGAGAUCUGUCAGGUGCCAUGGUGAUUUCAUCCUCUGGAUGAUAUCAACCAAUGGUAACCCAGUCAUCAAGGUGCAUGAUCCGAGUGAUUUGAAAUUAACCAUCAUGGGCUCUAAAACCGUCAUCGAGAUGUCAACCAUGUUAUGUGAUGGACGUUGGCACAGUGUGCUGGUAACCUGGCAAGGUACCAGUCAGGAAUGGAAGGUAUAUAUUGAUCAGACUCUAGCAGCUGAGGGCGCUGUUAAUGAAACAACGGUGACACUACAGCGUGGGUUGACGCUCACCAUUGGACCUGAUGGUAGUGAAGAAGAUUUUCACAGCUUUGAGCUGGACCUGAGUAGUGUCAACAUAUGGAGUAUUGCAUGGAAUGAAUCCCAGGUACCAGACAUUGUAUCAUCGUGCAGACCGUCAUUACCUGCUGAUGUGUUUGCAUGGAGUCAGUUGGCUAUAACACCUAGUGAUGCUGUUACACAAACACUGAGGGCGCCCUCCACAUGUGAUGAUAUCGAUGAGUGCUCCAGUGACCCUUGUACAGCUGGUCAAUGUGAAGAUCAACUAUCGAUGUUUACGUGUCACUGCCCUGAGGGAUUGGAGGGAGACAGAUGCCAGAACGUGAGAGACUAUUGUCUUGAGGAUGUGUGCCUUAACAACGCUACCUGUCAGAGUGAGGCAGUGGGCUAUCUGUGCGUUUGUCCUGUGGGUUUCAACGGAUCACAGUGCCAGAACCAAAUCAUUGAUGGCGGUUGGGGUCCUUGGACGCCGUAUUCAAAUUGCACCGAGCCUUGUGAUGGUGGAACUCAAACCCGAUCACGUGUCUGCGACAAUCCCCUGCCUGAAAACGGAGGACAACCUUGCUCUGGGGAAGCCACCGAGGAGAAGGCUUGCAACAUCCAAGGAUGUCCAGCCUGUAGUACACUCCGUAGUCCUCUUAGGGGUAGGAAAGACUGUACGGAGAAAGCUGACAAAGAAAUAAACUGCACCAUCUCCUGCCGUGAUGGAUAUACCUUUGGUAUGUCAACCUUGAGCUUCUACCAUUGUGGUCCAAGCUCUAGCUAUCGUUGGCCCCAUCAAAAUGAAGAUAAUCCACUUGCAAGAUUACCACAGUGUGUCGAGGCAAAACCUGUCAAAGCUUUCACCGCGAUGAUGUCGUGCGAUUUCAACAGCGUUUCCUGUAGCUCUGAAGCGGACAUGGCGACCGUUAAGGAAAGUGCACACUCAUCUUUGAGUAAACAACCAUCUCUGUCUUGUGUGAAUGAUAAAACGUGCACCGCUGAAGUGUCUGUUGGGAACUGUAACCAUGGCGGUCGAGGAGUCAGACAGGCAGUGACUGGUAUCCAACUCACUGUGACUGUCUUCAUUAACUUAACUGAGACAGGAAAUGCAACUGGAAAUGGAACAGAAAAUGGUGGGCAAGCUUUAGUUGAAUCUGUAAGUGGUUUAGUCACUGUCGUCGAAGCUGGAGAGUUUGAACUGGAGAUCGACGGAGAGGUCAAAAGUCCUGACCUCAGCUCCAUUGUUACUGAUGGCUUCAACACGUGCCCAGAGGGAACUGCUCAAACUGAUGAUGGAUUCUGUGUGAGAUGCGGGCAGGGGACAUUUCUUUUUCAGAGUUCGGAGAAUGAAUUUGAUUGCCUGCCUUGCCCUGUUGGUACAUAUCAGGAUCAGGAAGGGCAGUCUUCAUGUACCAACUGCCCUCAUGAGAUGGUCACUUAUGGCAAGGGGGCAUUUAACAUCACUGAAUGCUUUGCUGUAUGUGAGAAGGGUUCGUACCGUGUAUGGAGCGAUGUGAUUGGAGAUAACCGAUGUGAUCUUUGCCCUGAAAAUACCUUCAGCAAUGAAACUGGGAUGGAGUACUGCAUUGACUGCCCAGAUGGAAUGAUUACUAACGGUACUGGAGCAGUCAGUUCAACAGAUUGCUACCAUCUUCCAACAAACACAACUACAACAACGACCACAACAGCACCGACCACCACAGAGCGAUUACCAAGAGCUCCUCCAGCAGCACACGGUUAUAACAUCGUUUUUGUGAUCAUAGGAAUCUCCGGACUCUUUACCCUUAUCAUGACCAGCAUACUCUUAUGCCUCCUGUUUAAAAAGUUAACUGUGAAAAAUGAAGUUUCACAAUCACCGGAACCAGAUCGACUGUUAACUGCAUAUGAGAUGCAGCCAGGACCCAGCAAUCGAUAUACUCUAGAUGAACGUGAGCAAUCUCCUCCAAGUUGCUCUCCCCCUCCCUACGAAGCUUUUGUCGUGGAGAAGCCAGAACUUCCACCAGAGUACAAAACUGAACAAUCAUGGCUCACACCAACCCAGGCUUUUAGCAAGGAAAAUCAACAUAUGGACACUUAAAGGCAGUGGACACUCUUGGUAACUGUCAAAGACUAGCCUUCACAGUUAGUGUAAUUCAACAUAU
Molecule: messenger RNA, 11087 nt
Organism: Asterias rubens (European starfish)
Lineage: Eukaryota; Metazoa; Echinodermata; Asteroidea; Forcipulatida; Asteriidae
Product: sushi, von Willebrand factor type A, EGF and pentraxin domain-containing protein 1-like
Exons: 56
Coding region: 74-11023 (3649 amino acids)
Biological process (GO): Notch signaling pathway; axon guidance
Cellular component (GO): cell surface; signaling receptor complex; plasma membrane
Molecular function (GO): calcium ion binding
Source: RefSeq, a predicted model, not a curated record